AUAUAUGUUUUUUAAAUUAUGUAUGAACUUUUUAAGGUUUCAAAAUCAUAUCAGUAUGAUAAGUCUUGAAAAGAUAAAUGUUUUAAUUAUGUAUAUAUAUAAUUAAGUAUUUAUGAUUAAAUAUAAUUAUAUUGACUUUUGUUUACAAACAUAACUUUUGAUUUGAAUAUUGUAAUGAAUGAUAACAUUAAAAUGUCUAGAUAUGACAUGUAGGAUAUUACUGAAUAUAUAGUCAAAAUUCCAUUUACCAAAUGCUAGUGUGAUAACUAAUAUGUAUUAUUUUCUAAUUAAAGUUUGAAAUAGUUGUAACAUCUAUUUACUAUCACACUGUCAUAUAUAUGUUUUUAUUCCUACAUAUUUAUCUUGUUGGUAUUCCUCAGUAUUCUCUCUUAUGAUGUGACUUGUCUUUAACUGUAUCACUUAUCAUUUAUCUUUCAUUCUUGUGACGUGUUUAUGUACCAUUUUAGUUUCCUCUCCUCAAUCUAUCUUUGAUUUGUUUAACCUACAGUUUGUUUUGUAUACCUGCUUUUGAUAUAACUAAAAUAUUUUUUUCUAUCUUAUUCAAACUUGUUCUUGUAAAACCUCUAAUACUCUAUGUGUAAUUACUACACAUGUUGUCUUUUUUUCCAUGUUUAAUUGGCUUUUUAGGUUGACCAUUAUUUUCUCAACUACUUUAUCUAUAAUUGCUUUCUAAUUUAUUGAGCACUUUGUGCACGAAGCCCAUAGGCUCAAAUUUCAUGAGCUUGGCACACAAGAAUCAAUUGGAAUAAACUUUGGUGAGUUUUAUUUUAAGUCUAAAAUUGUCUCCAAAAUACAUGAUUCACUGAAUACAAAAUUAUACUAUGGAAGUACUUCUUUGUAAUUAUACUUUAUACUAAUUACCUUUUUGAGGUCUUUCAUAGUCUCCUUCAUUGAGUAAUAAUGCAUAUUCUAAAUUUGUUUAUCCACACAUUUUUAUGAAAGAAUUUGUUUUGAACAGCUCCAUUGUGGUUCAUUUUUAAAAACAAUGCAAAUGUAAAUAAAUACCUACAUAACCUCAAUUCUACAGUUUGUAUUUAAAACGCAAUUUUCAAAAAUGUAUUUGGUGUUUGAGCAUUUUGCCCUUUUAUCAUUACUUCAUCAUUACAUAAUUCCUAAUUAAUGUUUCGUGAUUUUUGGCGCAUUUUUUACAAAAAAUGCACUAAAUGCGCGUUUUGUCCGUCCGUCCGUCUGUAGCAGCGAUAUCUUCUUACAGGAAACAUGUAGUGAGCUCGUUUUUUUUAUAUUUAACUUAUGUAUCCUUUCAAUGAAAUAAGUAUUUUUUAAAAAUAUUUACUGAUUGCUAACUGUGCGUUAUAGUCUCUCGCACCGAGAAUGCGACGACUUUUUUACUUGUUUUGUCAGUUUCUUUGUUGAAUGGAAUUUAGUAGACAUGUUUCCAUAUUUAGAUGUAACUGUUAUCAAUGACUUUAUUACUACUCUUAAUAAACUUAAUUCUAUAAUCUUUUCAAAGCUAAACAUUGUAAUUGAAGGUACCCGUUUACAUCAAACAAACCUUUGCAAUGUCCAAAAUUCAACGGGAUUGAAAAUAAUAUUGUGAAAUGUGAUUCUACACAAACAUUUAGUGGAAAACUAUUUGUUUGUAUGUAGAUAUCGCAUAAGAUUCUCUAAAGUUUCUAUUUUAAAUAUGUUGGAAAUUAAAAUCUGACCGCGUCUAAUAAUUGUUACCUCAAAUACCACCUUAUAACAGUUUGCAAGAUUCCAAUGAUACGCCUCGAAUUUGGAACACCCGGUACAUAUUUGUUUGUCAUAUUAGUAAAUAAUGUACAUGCACGUAUUAAUACAUUCCUCAACAGAUUGUUUGCAACUGAAUCAUUGACGUAUUUCAAAUGAUGACGCGAAUUAAAUGAACGCGCGACUUUAGUUUAAUAUUAUUUUGACACCAUAUAUACACCAAUGAAUUUAAAAUUUCAUUGAAGUUAGUUAGCCAAUAAAAAUUCAUUUUAUCGCAAUAUUACAUACAGGAGGCAGUUAAAAAACAAUUCAUGACCCCUAGCAACAAAACAAAUAUUUGCCACACAUUGGUAUUUCUUUAAAUUAAAAUCAAUAAAAUAACAUAAAAUGCGAGAAAUUGUUCAUAUUCAAGCUGGUCAAUGUGGAAAUCAAAUUGGUGCAAAAUUCUGGGAAGUUAUUUCGGACGAACAUGGAAUAGACCCCACAGGAACGUAUCAUGGUGAUUCUGAUUUACAGUUGGAAAGAAUAAAUGUAUACUACAAUGAAGCUACGGGGGGAAAGUAUGUGCCUAGAGCAGUAUUGGUGGAUUUGGAGCCUGGUACGAUGGAUUCUGUCAGAUCCGGACCUUUUGGCCAAAUCUUCAGACCUGACAAUUUCGUCUUUGGUCAAAGCGGAGCAGGAAACAAUUGGGCAAAAGGUCAUUACACAGAAGGAGCGGAACUUGUCGAUUCAGUUUUAGAUGUAGUCAGAAAAGAAGCUGAAGGUUGUGACUGCAUGCAAGGAUUUCAGUUGACUCAUUCACUAGGAGGAGGUACGGGGUCCGGCUUGGGUACAUUACUAAUAUCUAAAAUAAGAGAGGAAUAUCCAGAUAGGAUUAUGAAUACUUUUUCUGUAGUGCCAUCACCGAAAGUAUCAGAUACAGUUGUAGAACCAUAUAAUGCCACGUUAUCAGUUCAUCAACUGGUAGAAAAUACAGAUGAAACUUACUGUAUCGAUAAUGAGGCUUUAUACGAUAUUUGCUUCAGAACAUUGAAGCUCACGACUCCAACUUACGGUGAUUUGAAUCACUUAGUAUCUGCUACAAUGUCUGGAGUUACCACAUGCCUAAGAUUUCCCGGUCAAUUGAAUUCAGAUUUGAGGAAGUUAGCUGUAAAUAUGGUUCCCUUUCCACGUCUUCACUUUUUUAUGCCUGGUUUUGCUCCACUAACAUCCAGAGGUAGUCAACAAUAUCGAGCUCUUACUGUUCCCGAACUCGUGUUGCAAAUGUUUGACGCUAAAAAUAUGAUGGCUGCAUGUGAUCCUCGUCACGGAAGAUAUCUAACUGUUGCUGCAAUAUUCAGAGGUAGGAUGUCGAUGAAGGAAGUCGACGAACAGAUGUUGAAUAUUCAAAAUAAGAAUAGCAGUUAUUUUGUAGAAUGGAUUCCAAAUAAUGUAAAAACUGCUGUUUGUGAUAUUCCACCUAGAGGUCUAAAAAUGUCCUCUACGUUUAUAGGAAAUUCUACUUGUAUCCAAGAGUUAUUCAAAAGAAUAUCAGAGCAAUUCACAGCCAUGUUUCGAAGAAAAGCGUUCUUGCAUUGGUAUACUGGAGAAGGAAUGGACGAAAUGGAAUUCACCGAAGCGGAAAGUAACAUGAAUGAUUUAGUGUCCGAAUAUCAACAAUACCAGGAUGCAACUGCAGAAGAGGAAGGUGAAUUUGAUGAAGAAGAAGAGGGCGACGAAGGUGAAAAUUAAUCUUUUUGUGGAACAUUUUCAAAUCUUUCAGUAAUUUUCUACUUGUUUGGUAUUAUAUUGAUGUAACUUAACAAAUUUUGGAGGCUCCUUAUAAAAUAAACUUUCAACUUUCA
This is a messenger RNA of Diorhabda sublineata, 3557 nucleotides long. Its product is annotated as tubulin beta chain. NCBI's taxonomy places the organism in Eukaryota, Metazoa, Arthropoda, Insecta, Coleoptera, Chrysomelidae. Gene Ontology annotation, cellular component: microtubule; cytoplasm. Gene Ontology annotation, biological process: mitotic cell cycle; microtubule cytoskeleton organization. Gene Ontology annotation, molecular function: GTP binding; structural constituent of cytoskeleton; GTPase activity. The coding region runs from base 2101 to 3444 and encodes 447 amino acids. The transcript is spliced from 2 exons. The record is from RefSeq and is a predicted model, not a curated record.